AUGGCGCGCACUACCACUCCCCCUCUGAGCAACGGCUCUACGUCCAGCUCCGAUGAUAGCCCCUCCGAGCAGCAGCCAACAAGUUCGCAUCUCCCGGACUACGGCUUCGCCACUGGCAGCGCUCCGCAACCAUCCACAUCGGCCGACGUCGAAAAGAUUACCGCUACCCUUCAGAGCGCCUCCAUCAAGAUCUGUGAUGGUCCUGGUCUCACUCCCGAAGAACGCAAAGAGCUUGAAAAGGCGCUUCAGGACGGCGUCCGUGUCGGCCUGAUCAACACGAGUGCUCAGCGAUUCUGCUCGCUCGAUCGUCUCAAGGACCACCUCAAGCUUCUCGAUCUCUUUGAUCGACUGCGGGAAGCUGUUCACAAAGGAACCGAAUACUUUGACUAUCCCUCUUGCCACCAAGACGCAGGUCACAUCGACGAACCAGGCAUCGACGCUCCUCCGCCUCCUUACGCACCCGCUGCAGACCCAGUUCCUCAAGUCCAUCCCAAGACCGGUCUUAGACCAACCAAAGAAGAGGCGGACAAGGCCGCUGCCGAGCUCAGCCAGCAGCUUCUUCAAGAGCGUCGAUGGAACAUCUUUCUCAACCGCGCUGCAUACCGUGUCGAGCUGUGGUGCCAAAAUGUUCUCUCCUCCUCCAAGCUCAACAAUCACUACAACACGGUUCUGAAACCUCAGCGCGAUCAAGACACGACAAAGGCACCGCUAGACGGCUUCGAUCUCCCCGACUUUGCGUUGCCUCCCAUCGACGUCGCCCUCAUGCUCCAUGCCUAUCACCUCAACCCGCUCCACAAGGAGGAAGAUACCCAACGCCUCCGAUCGCGUUACAAUCUCUUCAACUUUGACUAUCCACUUCGCCAGCUCGCUCAACGCGCUCAUUCCACCCUGCCUAUUCUCAACAACGUCGAGCCGGCAAAGACAUUCUGGAACGAGGCCGUCACCGCCAAGCGCUCUAAGCAGCCCUGGGAUCUCAGCCUGCAACCCCCUCCUGGCCAUCCAACCCACGCUCAAGAAACCUACGGUGGCUCCAUUUUUGGUCUUUCCAUCGACUGCCCGCGCUGCAAAACGUCUCAGUUCAUCCCCUGGACCGGUGUCGGCGACAAGCCUCAGCAACUCGGCCUCGGUGAAACCGGAUGGCAACGCACCUGCUCGGAUCAGGGCUGUGGCCAAUCCAUCGCCGCCGAACAUCUCCAAAUGCGUCGCUUUCUGGACCAUUAUGCCCUCUGGCGCACCUCGACUCAUCGUCCUCAGAAGGUUCUCUAUCCGGAGGGUGUUUUUUGGAUGGCUGGCACCAAGCUCGCCGAUCCGCAUCGUCAGAACGUGGCCAUUGACAAUCUUGGCGGCGCUCUGUUGGAACCCAUCUUCCGCAGCGAAAAGCCCUGCAGGAUCCUCUACGCCAAUCGUUACGUCACACACAAGCCAGGCAAAGGGCAUUCGACUCAAGAGAUCACUGAGAUUGCCGAACAGUGCGACUACAACUUCAUCACCUUCCGCAAGUGGUUCGAGGAUCGCUGGAUGAGCGAUGCCGUCUCGCCCAGACUCAACAGCGAUCAAGCUAAGGGACAGCAGAUGGCGCGCAUCGCUGCCGUGAUGCGAUGCUAUCAGACCGGCAAUGCUGCCGCCUUCGGUGAAGCCUCCUGUGAUCUGGUCGAUGCUGUCAAGCGACAGACGUCCUUCAAUAAAGAGAUGGAGAAGUUGGGCUGGUCCAAGCAUCCAGACCUCUUGGAUCAGGGAGCCCUCGACGACGUUCUCUCGCGCAGUCUGAUCCGAUACUACAAGUUUUUGGAUCUCAUGGCAUCAACUCACACGCUCCUUACGCCGACGUUGGACAUCGAUCUCUGCUGGCACACGCAUCAACUUCAAGCAAAAUACUAUGACCAGAGCUUCCGAUUGGUCGGUCGCUUCAUCAACCACGACGACGCCAUCGAGACCGGCAUCCUCAAGAACGCCUUCGACGUCACGGCGACACUGUGGAAAGACCGAUACGGUCAGCCGUUUUCACUUUGCGGCUGCAUCUACAACAAUCCCGGUACCGUCAAGAAGCUCAAAGGCUUCCUCGGUGGCAACAGUACUGCGGCCGAGUCAUCCGAUGCUGCAAAUGAAAAGUCGUCCGGUUUCGCCUCUCGUCUCAAAGGCAAGUGGCGAGCUGCCAAGGCGCUCAACGGCGACCAGCAGGAUCACACCACCCACUGGCAGGACGCCACCCACCCGAGCGCGCAUCAGGCCGUCAUCGUCAAAGAGGCCGAGGAGUCUCACGACAAAUUACGCGAGCAGAUGGUCAAAGAGUGGGCCCAGGGCAAACGCCGAGAGGGCCACGAAAGUGCCUUUGUGUUCGGAUACAACACUCCUGGCUUGUACCCCUUUUACCACUCACCCCUUUACAGCACACAUGUUGUCAGUCGAGGCUCGACAGGCGAUGCUGUCAACGCAUAUACCACUUAUGGUGCUUAUGGAUUGAUGGCGGUCUCGAUGAAUCCUGUCGGUGGCUUUGCGGCCGGAUACAGCCUCGGUCUCAUGGGCGCGGCUGGGGUCGGCUGUGGGGGCGGCGGUGGCGGCUGCGGUGGUGGAGGAGGAGGCUGCUGA
Messenger RNA from Kalmanozyma brasiliensis GHG001, 2586 nucleotides. Its product is annotated as Protein of unknown function DUF1399. The transcript is spliced from 2 exons. The coding region runs from base 1 to 2586 and encodes 861 amino acids. NCBI's taxonomy places the organism in Eukaryota, Fungi, Basidiomycota, Ustilaginomycetes, Ustilaginales. The record is from RefSeq and is a predicted model, not a curated record.